AUGUCUGGUAAAGUAGCCAUUUUGACGGGUGGUAAUAGUGGAUUAGGAUUCAGUCUUGCACAACAAUUGGCUUGUAAAGGAGUAAAAGUGAUAUUGGCAGUUCGAAAUCCUCAAAGAGGAUUAAUGGCCAGGUCAAAAAUUGUACACUACAUUAAGAAAGAAACAAAUAUAGACCCACCUCUCGAUUCUGUUCAGGUGUAUCAUUGUGAUUUAUCGAGCCUGGAGAGUGUAAGGGAGUUUGUAACUAGUGUACAAAUCAUGCUUUCCAGUAAUCCAAAAGUGAAGAAGGUAGUUAAUCAAGUUGGUAUAGAAUUGGUCACUGAAACCCAAGAGACCUAUCCAGUCAUUGAUUUCCUUAUCAAUAAUGCAGGAAGUAUCUAUCCAACUCAUAGGUAA
This is a messenger RNA of Naegleria gruberi, 396 nucleotides long. RefSeq lists its product as uncharacterized. The coding region runs from base 1 to 396 and encodes 131 amino acids. The record is from RefSeq and is a predicted model, not a curated record. Lineage: Eukaryota; Heterolobosea; Eutetramitea; Acrasida; Naegleriidae. The transcript has a single exon.